CCAAGAUUCAAGAGCCAAGAUCCUAGGCGGAAAUUGUCAUAAGGUUCUGUGGUCUCCUCCAGCCGACGGGUAAUUGCCUUUAAUUGCAUACCUGGCCAAAAAUUGCAGCUAAGACACUGACCUAGACUCGCUCUGGAUCGAAUUUGUAAUAAGCUCCGGCUAACGGAAAACUCAAAAUGGAAAAUUGAUUUCCCAGCGAUGAAGUUCAAUGUUCAGCGUUUCGCGAUUUGUAAGCUGCAGAUAGAGCGGGGCGGGGAUUGUGGAUUGUCAACAGGAAGCUCUCCAGGUUGCAACUUCGGGGAACAAGAACAACGUGAGCUAAUUGACAGACAGCUACACAGGCACGAUUUUCCAUUUUCCGCUGGCCAUUUCCCGCGGGUUUUAAGCCCCUUACCCCGCCCCCCGUAAAGUGGCGAACAAGGAGCCAUAAAAUAGGAGAAACACAGCAGCAGCUGCAACAACACUUGCGUGUCCAUCAUUAGAACGAAUUCUCUCACCUGAGCCCCGCGCCCACUUUCCGCCUUUUCUUGUAACGCAAUUUGCACACAAAUGCUGCUGUUUCAUCUUCGUGGCUUUGGCUCUUUUUGGUGGGUGGUCAGGUGAGACAAGCAGCACCACUAGCUCCACUAGCACCACCAUAUGACGCCGCACGAACCGCUCGCUGAGCCGCCUGAGAAUCGUAUUUAAAUACGAAGGUCUAACGCUGGAUCGCAUCAGUCGUCGCCGUCGCGUUGUUCUAGCCGCUAGCUCCUCUCGAAGAUCGCAAACCAAGUCGGAGUUUAAGUCGGGAUCCAAGCUCGGAUUGGGAGACGAUCAAAGCGAAUCGAAUCGAAUUGAAUCGGAACUGUUGGGGGAAUAGAAGUUUAUGUGGUGACUGUGCACCUGGAACAGGAUGCCCGUUUGAUACUUGUUUCAUCUCUUGAUUGGAUUAAAACGAAUGCGAUUUGAAUGAUGCUGCAUCUGCAUCGGCACGCGAAUUCCCUCUUGUUUCUCUGCGCAGUUUUGGGAUACUUUGCGGAUCCUGCAAGAGCCGAAAUCGAGUACAAUACCAUCAACGAGGAUGGAUCUUUCCAGUUUCGACAUGCAAAUGAUGACAUUGGCGGCUACUAUCACAGCGCCUCGGGCACUCCGGACAACACGGUGCGAGGUCGCUACGGUUCGCGGAGUCCGGCGAGCGGGCAGAUCGAGGAGACGGUCUACACGGCCGGACCACGUGGAUUUCGCGUGAACGGACCGAAAAUCCAUCGGAAAAUGGACCUGGCCCAGUAUCCGGUACUGCCGCGGGGAAGUCCGGACGAUCCGCUGGCCGAUCCCUUCGACGAUCCAUCCUACAGCUUUAGUUUUCGCACUCCGGAUCAGUCGCGCAGCGAGGAGAAUGAUUCGGGAAAUAGGAUAAGAGGUCUGUACUCCUAUUUGGACGACGUGGGCGAGCGGCACAGUGUCCGGUAUGCAGCUGGAGCCGGAACCGGAUUCGAGAUCUCCAACGCUGUGCCGGACAGCCCAUCCGUUGUGGCGUACUCCAGUCCUCUGUACAAGUCCCAUCCCAAAGCACGCGGCAAGAUGUCUGUGCAAAGGGGGCCGGCUGGAAGCUAUAAGCUGAUCGCCUCCGGAUCGGAUCACCGACGGGCAGAAAGUCGAGCACCCGAUGGCCUGGUGCGGGGAACCUACUCCUUCCUGGACGACAAGGGCGUACAGCGCACUGUGGAGUAUAUAGCUGGAGCAGGAAUUGGCUACCGGGUGGUGCAAAAUCGGAUUGGUCCUGGAACCCAUAACAAUCCCUCUGUGGCUGAUUUUCGUUUGACAGAUCCAGAUUUUCGACUGGCUAAUGAUUUUGGCAGGGGUGCAGGUGGUGGCUUAGGUCCAAAAGGAGGUAGUGGUGGAUCAGGCGGUGGAAGUGGUUCGGUAGGAGCUUCGGGUCCAAGUGGUGGUGCAGGAGGAGCGGGAAGGGGCCGUACUCCAAGCAGACCAGGAGGAAAAGAUUAUCUAAAGCCGGCUGAUGGAGCAAGAGAUCGGAAUCGCGGAGAUAGUGAUGCUGGGGCAGCUGAUGAAAAUCUGGGAGCCCAUGCUGAUGACCAAGGGGAUGACAUUGGGCUAGGCAACAGCUUCUCUGGUUCCACCAACUUCAAUGGCAAAGAAGACCGAAGAGGGUUCCCCGCUGGGAGUCCACAACGGGGCACUACUAGAUACGAUGCCGGAGGCGAUAGCUCUCAGAGAGGGGGUUCAGGUAGCUCCACCAGGAACAAUGCUAGUGGGUCCCGAAACAGAAACCGAUUCGGCGGCGGUGGUGGAGGUAGUGCCUCCUCUGAACGGGGAGCAGGAAGGGGAGGUGCUGCCGGUGGGGGAAGCAGUCGCCGAGGUGGUGGAGCUGGAGCCUCCAGCGAAGGCGACUCCGGCCUUGGCUACCUGCCGCCCACAGGUGGAUCGGGCACCAGUGCCAUGAGCGGACCCGGGGACAAUUACCACCUCAACGACGACGAUGUGGGCAGUUCACUGCCUCCUCUGGUCACCGCCAACCACCGAAUUCUAGAGAUCGACAGGGAUCGGGAGUGGGUGCAGCGACAUCGCGACUCCACCGUCAUCAAGAACGUGGGUAAAUGGUACGUGGGCCUGCCGCCUGGUCAAAGUGUGCGUGCCCAUGUCCAGAACAUCGACAUAAUACCUUUGGGCGGAAGGAUCGGUCUCUCGCCGUCGGAGGCACUGCGUCAGGAUGAGAUCGCCGAGCUGAAUGCCUCAAGGGAGCACUAAGCACCCAUUGGAUCUGUAGUUUGUAGUGCGUAGCUCUAAGUGAUCAGUGUUGAGUAACCGAAACUGGGUUGACUCCGCAUGGAAACUAAAACAGUAUUUAAAGCGGAAUACAUUUUUGCCUGUAUCUGUA
Messenger RNA from Drosophila mauritiana, 2875 nucleotides. It is a transcript of the gene Cpr73D, whose product is annotated as fibroin heavy chain. The transcript has 4 exons. NCBI's taxonomy places the organism in Eukaryota, Metazoa, Arthropoda, Insecta, Diptera, Drosophilidae. Gene Ontology annotation, molecular function: structural constituent of chitin-based larval cuticle. The coding region runs from base 949 to 2745 and encodes 598 amino acids. Gene Ontology annotation, cellular component: chitin-based extracellular matrix. The record is from RefSeq and is a predicted model, not a curated record.